Molecule: messenger RNA, 558 nt
Organism: Geodia barretti
Lineage: Eukaryota; Metazoa; Porifera; Demospongiae; Tetractinellida; Geodiidae
Source: the annotation of a GenBank genome assembly
AUGGUAGCCAUUCAAUAUCUAACGAUGGAGCAGCUUGAAGCGGGGCUGGACGACAUACGCGAUGCUCCGAAGGACGCGGGGGUAGUGCAUCUUAUUGUGCGGCGGCCUGAGACGCUCGAGCGCGAAAUACUGGACGAGGGACAACUCGACACCGCAGAAGGGCUUGUUGGCGACAACUGGCGCGCGCGCGGCAGCGGACAGACAGCGGACGGCUCGGCUGACCCGGAAUGCCAGAUUACGAUUAUGAACUCGCGCGUGACCGACCUGGUGGCGCAGGAUAAAGAUCGAUGGCAUCUGGCUGGCGACCAACUCUAUGUGGAGAUGGAUAUCAGCAGAGAGAACCUGCCUCCGGGCACGAGGCUUGGGAUUGGUGACGCCGUACUUGAGGUGUCAGCGAAGCCUCAUACCGGCUGCGGCAAGUUUGUUGAGCGAUUCGGCGCGGACGCGAUGAAGUUCGUGAACUCUGCUGUGGGACGCGAGAUGUGCCUGCGGGGAAUCAACACCUGGGUGAUUCAACAGGGCGCGGUUUCCGUGGGCGAUGUGGUUCGCAAGCUCUAG